CCCCCUUACUAAAUUAAAUUCUGGGUUUUCUUCCUUUCCUUUUUUUUUUCAUACAUUUAUUUUAUUUGGACACAAAUCAUGAAUCUACUAAGGUCGAGCUCAACUGUAAAUUCUUUGAAUAAACUAUUUUUAUUAUCUACUCGACAAUUUCACCAAGCAACACCUGCUUUAUCACAUAUUGGACGUCAAGCUAUCACCUACUCUAACGAAAUUACGGUUGAACAUGACCUGUCACCCAUCACAAAGCCUCGCAUUCCUUCUGAACUCAAUAAUACUUUAUUAACCAUUAAAGGUCCAUUAGGACAAUUACAGCUACCUAUUAAACCUUUUGUAAAAAUCAAUCUAACCCCUGCAUCUAAAGACGAUGUUACUUCAGAAAAUAUAUUAAAAAUAUCAGUUGAGGAUGAACAAGUGAAGGAACAACGUACUAUGUGGGGUACUACUCGUGCACUUAUCAAUAACGCUAUUUUGGGUGUCUCUGAUGGAUAUAAAGUUCAUUUACGUUUAGUGGGUGUUGGUUAUAGAGCUACAUUAGAGAAUAAUAAAGUGCUGUCAUUUAAGCUGGGCUACUCUCAUCCCAUUCUAAUGGAAUUACCUGAAGGUGUGACUUGUUCCGUACCUGCACCUAAUCGUGUCAUUUUACAAGGUAUUGAUCUUCAAAAAGUAACCGAAUUUGCCGCAAAAAUUCAACGCUGGAGAAUGCCAGAACCUUAUAAUCAAAAGGGUAUUUUUAUUAAUGAUGAAACUAUUAAAAAGAAAGAAGGAAAGAAGAAAUAAAUAGUAUAUGCAUGUAUAUAUAUACAUCUAUUUGUGUGUGUGUGUGUGUGUGUAUCUUUGUAUAAUAGUAGUAAUAAUAAAAUCUAUGUAUGUAAUAAUUUAUU
Molecule: messenger RNA, 881 nt
Organism: Cokeromyces recurvatus
Lineage: Eukaryota; Fungi; Mucoromycota; Mucoromycetes; Mucorales; Mucoraceae
Product: ribosomal protein L6, alpha-beta domain-containing protein
Exons: 1
Coding region: 79-777 (232 amino acids)
Biological process (GO): translation
Cellular component (GO): ribosome; mitochondrial large ribosomal subunit
Molecular function (GO): structural constituent of ribosome; rRNA binding
Source: RefSeq, a predicted model, not a curated record